AUGGUAAUUGCUUCGAACCAAAUCUGCGAGAUGCGAGAUUUUCGGCUGACAGCUGGCUUGAUUCAGGACGCCUUCUUGGACUUUAGCCAGCCGAUGAGCUACUCGUACUCUUCCACUAGCAACGACUCGGCGCAGCGCUCCUUCUGCGGAAUGUACCCCGACGAAUUCGAAAUGUACUCCAACGAAUAUGCACGCCUCUACUCGUCGUCGGUUGACUCCAGCAUGAGUCUCGGGUAUCAGUCGUCCGAACAGAUCGACGACCUUGGAACCUCGCUCCCUCUAGAGCAAAGUUGGCAUGACGGUGCUCCCAUCGACUACACGGAGCCUACUCAGUCUUAUGGGAUACCCGUGCCCAAGCCAAACACCGGGUAUGGUAUGCAAAUUCGUUCAGUGCCGCAUGGCGACGAGGUGGUAGCCCCGUCUACUUACCCGAAACCGGGUCGUCAUCAUCCUCAUACCGAGCUUGAGAAGCUAACGCCCAGUUUCUCUCUCUCCCCCUCUCAGGCCAGCAAAACCCUUUACGUGCAACAAUUGCGGGAAGGCCUUCACCCGGGUAGCUGA
This is a messenger RNA of Rasamsonia emersonii CBS 393.64, 561 nucleotides long. RefSeq lists its product as uncharacterized. NCBI's taxonomy places the organism in Eukaryota, Fungi, Ascomycota, Eurotiomycetes, Eurotiales, Trichocomaceae. The record is from RefSeq and is a predicted model, not a curated record. The transcript has 2 exons. The coding region runs from base 1 to 561 and encodes 186 amino acids.